AACUCUUGAGAAACAAUUGGAAGGUACGACCUGAGUUUUGUAAACUUUUGCUGGGUCUGUCUAGGAGAGGACGUGUCUUGCAUCUUUGUCUGACUCUCUCUUUAAUUUUUUAGACACUUUUGCAUGUACCCUCUGUUAUGAAUGAUUGUCUAUUGAUUGAACAAUUCUGUAAUUCGAGGCUUGUUUAGUUUAUAAAACAAUGGGAACAAGCGAAGAAAAGACGCCUUCCAAAACAGCAUCCUCGGCACAGGACAUUCCUCCCACGCCGUAUCCAGACUGGUCAAACUCAAUGCAGGCUUAUUAUGGAGGAGGAGGUACUCCGAAUCCUUUUUUCCCAUCUCCUGUUGGAUCUCCUAGUCCUCACCCCUACAUGUGGGGUGCUCAACACCAUAUGAUGCCGCCUUAUGGGACCCCGGUUCCGUACCCAGCCAUGUAUCCUCCAGGGACGGUUUACGCCCAUCCUGGCAUGCCCAUGCCUCCUGCUUCUGCUCCAACUAACAAGGAGACUGUGAAAGAUCAAGCACCUGGCAAGAAGUCAAAAGGGAACUUGAAAAGAAAGGGUGAAGGAGGUGAGAAGGCGCCUUCUGGUUCAGGGAACGAUGGUGUAUCUCAAAGUGAUGAAAGUGUCACAGCGGGUUCAUCUGAUGAAAAUGAGAAUGCGAAUCACCAGGAACAAGGUUCAGGUAGAAAGCCGAGCUUUGGACAAAUGCUUGCAGAUGCAAGUUCUCAAAGUAAUACUACUGGUGAGAUCCAAGGUUCAGUGCCCAUGAAGCCACUGGCCCCUGGGACUAAUCUGAAUAUGGGAAUGGAUUUAUGGUCUUCCCAGGCUGGUGUACCUGUGAAGGAUGAAAGAGAGCUCAAGAGGCAGAAAAGGAAACAAUCUAACCGUGAAUCGGCCAGGCGGUCCAGACUGCGGAAGCAGGCGGAGUGCGAACAGCUUCAACAGAGAGUAGAGAGUUUGACAAGUGAGAAUCAAAGCCUGAGAGAUGAGUUACAGAGACUCUCCGGAGAAUGUGAGAAGCUCAAGACUGAGAACAACUCUAUCCAGGAUGAGUUGCUAAGAGUGCAUGGACCAGAGGCUGUAGCUAAUCUAGAACAGAAUGCUGCUGGCUCCAAAGAUGGUGAAGAAGGAACAAAUUAACACUUAGGAAACUUGGAACUCUAUGACGCAUUAUUGUGAUCUUAUUUGUGAAGCAGACUAAAGUUAUUUGAGAUUUACGUGACCAUGACCAUACCAACUGUUUGACAUUUUGUGUAAUAGUGUGAUUACACAUAAGACUGUAAAAGCUGUGACUACACUUGUUUGUUUUAUUAGUCUUCAUGAUCGGAUUCAGAUUCUUCUAAAUCUCGGAUUGUUGCUGUUGAUAGUUCUGGUUCAGCUCUUUCGUUUGGUGUUUCCUCUUGUUGUUGGCUUGGUGGAGCAGCUUCACUGCCUGAUGAAACACCAAGCAGAAUAUUAUUCUAAUCAAUAACAAUAGUAAUAGUUGGUUUGGGAUAGAAAGC
Messenger RNA from Eruca vesicaria subsp. sativa (arugula), 1503 nucleotides. Lineage: Eukaryota; Viridiplantae; Streptophyta; Magnoliopsida; Brassicales; Brassicaceae. The record is from the annotation of a GenBank genome assembly.